Molecule: messenger RNA, 1229 nt
Organism: Racocetra fulgida
Lineage: Eukaryota; Fungi; Glomeromycota; Glomeromycetes; Diversisporales; Gigasporaceae
Source: the annotation of a GenBank genome assembly
AUGUUUUCUCCCGCAAUAACUGAGCCUGUUGAGAUCAAAAAUCGUGACAAAACACCAAGUAAUAAUAACGUUCCUGAUACACAGAGAAUUAAUAAUAUAAGCCGACUUAUUUCCCCUCCACAAGGGCAAAAUAUUCAAUUAUCGAAAUCUCAACCUAGCAUUCAGAAUAAACCUGGUACUUCACCUGAUAUUAGGUUAAGUGCUUCUGGUGGUUAUGGAAGGUCUUUCGGAUCUUUGGAACAUAAUUCAGAGGCUAUUCCCAUUGACAUUCCUGAUGAAAGAAAGGUAGAGAUAGUCAGAAAGCACCUCGUUACCGAGGAAGAUUUUGCUCGUAGCGCCGAGAAUGGCGGCAGUUCGACAGAUCCACUUGCACUUUAUUCAACAUCUCAUCAUAAGUUGCGUGGAUUAGACGCAACUCAUGAGGUUUAUAAAUGGCAUAACAAUAUAGAAAUUGAGCCUAUGAAACGUACUCGUUCUCGUUCUUUAUAUAUACCACGACCAACUGAUCCAGAUAUGUCUAAUAUCAGGGAACCAGGCGGAUUUCGUCGUCAUCAUAUGAUGAUGAAGGCAAGGCAGGAAGGCAAAGAGCUACCUAACAUUAUAACCCGAAACUUUAUCGAUUUUCUUGCAAUGUACGGCCAUUUUGCCGGUGAAGAUUUGUCGGAUGAUGAAGAAGAUAAGGAAGAUGAUAUUGUUAUUACAGAGAUGACUCCGUUGCUUCAAAGAGAAAUUCCCACUCACGCUACUGCGUCACCUUCGAAAGCUAUCAUUCCAAUAACAGAAUCUAUGAAAGAACCCGAAAAAUUUCCCAAAGUUUUAACUGGUGUCAUGAUCUUCAUUACCAUCAUUUUCACAUCAAUUGGUGUUUUAUCUUAUGCCGCUUUCGGUAAAGAAGUUCAGACUGUAGUUAUUCUAAAUUUACCCCCCAAUGACCCAUUAGUCCGAAUUGUUCAAUUGCUUUAUGCUUUGGCUAUUCUACUUUCUGUACCUUUACAAUUGUUUCCGGCCAUAAGAAUCAUGGAACAAGGUAUAUUUGAGAGAAGCGGCAAAGAUAACCUUUUGGUGAAAUGGCAAAAGAAUUUGUUUCGAUUUUUAACCGUAGUAGCUUGUGGAUUAAUUGCAUGGGGAGGUGCAUCGGAUUUAGAUAAAUUUGAAGACAUAAUAACGGAAAAAAUAAUUGAUUUACGCCGCGAGUCGGAUCGGAAGGAAAUUUCCGAUGAUGGCAGACU